AUGCCACUGAGUGCUCAGACUAGAGCCAAAUUGCAACAGUUCUGGAAGAUGGGCAAAUAUCUCAUCUUGCAUGAAAUGUCAAUGCUAGGAAAGACAUUUCUCACACAACUGUCUUGGAACAUUGAUAUAGGGAAAAUGGUGGUUGGGCAAUGUGCCAGUGAUCAUUUGUUUGGUGGCAUUAGUGUUAUCAUGUGUGGAGAUUUCCAUCAAUUCCCCCCCAUUGCUGUAGGACCCACUGAGGCUCUCUAUUUUCCUACAACAAUGCAGUGUGACUGCACUCUCCCCAACUUUGGUUGUGCAAUUUAUGAAGAAUUUCAAAAAGUAGUGGUUCAUCAAGAGCAGAUCCAGGUGACAGAUGCCAUCUGGCAUGACUUUCUACAAUGCUUGUGCUAUGGCCAAGUCCAAGCACAUCAUAUUGAGAUGUUAUGCUCUCUUGUACUCACUAACCCCAGAUGUAUGCCCACCAAUUUCUCCUCUGCACCUUGGACUGAUGCCUGUCUGGCUACACCCUGUCAUGAUGUUAAAUGGCUCUGGGAUGAGAUUGCAGUUCUAAAUCAUGCACAGAAAAAACAGAUAUGUAUUCAUUAUGAGUUACCAGACGAUGUGGAUAUGUCAGUGGGCAUGAAGGUGAUGGUCACAAAAAAUGUGCAAACUGACCUUGACAUCACCAAUGGAGCAUGUGGCACCAUUCACUUCAGUCAACCCCCUUUGGAGACCUAUUAG
This is a messenger RNA of Pisolithus orientalis, 723 nucleotides long. RefSeq lists its product as uncharacterized. The coding region runs from base 1 to 723 and encodes 240 amino acids. The record is from RefSeq and is a predicted model, not a curated record. Gene Ontology annotation, biological process: DNA repair; telomere maintenance. The transcript is spliced from 2 exons. Lineage: Eukaryota; Fungi; Basidiomycota; Agaricomycetes; Boletales; Pisolithaceae. Gene Ontology annotation, molecular function: DNA helicase activity.